AUGGAGCUAAACAUCGCACGAAUCGCACUAAGCACGACUCGAAUCCGGGUGGAGCAGGAGCGCCGUCGAGCCCGACGCAGGUACUGGGUUGCCGAAGUGCUGCAGAGGCGACAAGCCCGAGGCGAGUUUUUUAACUUGGUGCAGGAGCUGCGUGCCGUGGAUCCCGACCGGCACCAUGCCUACUUCCGCAUGAGUCGGGAGACCUUCGACCUGCUUCUCGCCAAGAUCGGGCCCAGCAUCACGCGCCAGCGCACCAACUUCCGCGAACCUAUCGACCCCGCUCAGCGCCUGGCCGUGACGCUGCGGUACCUGGCCUCCGGCAUGGAGUUUUCUGCGCUGGCACCCUGCUAUCGCCUCGGCGAGAAAACCGUGCGUGCCAUCGUGUACGACACAUGCGCGGCCAUCAUCGCCAUACUGGGACCGGAGGUGCUUCCAGCUCCCACCAGGGCGACGUGGGAGCGAAGCGAGGAGAUCUUCCGCACCCAGUGGAAUUUCCCGAACUGCGUGGCCGCGUUGGACGGGAAGCAUGUGGUACUCCAAGCCCCUUCCAACUCUGGCAGCGAGUACUAUAACUACAAAAAGUCCUUCAGCAUCGUCCUCCUGGCAGCCGUGGACGGUGCCUAUCGGUUCGUGUACACGUCAGUGGGAAGCGCCGGAAGAGAGUCGGACGGGGGCAUUUUUAGGAGGAGUGACCUAGCCGCCAAACUGCAAGAGAGAGUGCCUCUCGACCUGCCCCCUCCCAAGGCGAUCGAUCAGAGAGGCACGACCCUACCAAGCGUCAUCGUCGCCGAUGAAGCUUUCCCGCUGACGGUGCACAUGAUGCGGCCCUAUCCCGGACGUACCGAGAGCCGGCUGGGAGCUCCGGCCACCAUCUUCAACUACCGGCUGUCGCGCGCCCGACGGGUAGUGGAGAACGCGUUCGGGAUUCUCUCCCAGACGUGGCGCAUCUUCCGGCGUCCGCUGAACGUCAAUCCUGAGCACGCCUGCACUAUUGUCAGGACGGCGUGCAUCCUGCACAACUACGUGCGCGACCAAGGACAGGCGGACAGCCAGCAGCCGCAGCAGGCCGACGCCAGCGGCGAGCAGGUGGGCGGACUCUGCGAGCUGGGCAGGCUGGGCGCCAACAACUUCACUCGGGAGGCCGAGCGCAUCCGCGACCAGUUCGCCCGGUACUUCAUGGCCGAGGGAGCCGUCCCCUGGCAGGAUGCUGCUGUCGGGCAGUGA
Amphibalanus amphitrite is the source of this 1224-nucleotide messenger RNA. RefSeq names its product protein ALP1-like. The transcript has a single exon. Bases 1 to 1224 code for a protein of 407 amino acids. Lineage: Eukaryota; Metazoa; Arthropoda; Thecostraca; Balanomorpha; Balanidae. The record is from RefSeq and is a predicted model, not a curated record.